Molecule: messenger RNA, 4589 nt
Organism: Aspergillus wentii DTO 134E9
Lineage: Eukaryota; Fungi; Ascomycota; Eurotiomycetes; Eurotiales; Aspergillaceae
Exons: 3
Coding region: 110-4525 (1471 amino acids)
Molecular function (GO): protein binding
Source: RefSeq, a predicted model, not a curated record
CAACGGGCAGGCACGAUGCGCAUCGUCACGCUGGACACUUAUAUAGAAAGCCCCCGCACCUCAUGUAUACGAAUUUACUUCUGACUCUAAUGAAUAAACCCAUCGCAAGAUGCACUGGUGUCGGAAAAAGAGCAAAAAGGCCGCGGCAGCCUUAGCCGCAUCACAGCCAGCCCAGCCAGCCCAGUCAGCCCCUGGACCAACACCAUCGCAACCAACACCUCGACUUCCUCAAUUCUCCCAACCAGCCCCUCAACAACUCCAGCCAACAGAACCUGCACCUCGACCUGCAACACAGUCCCCUCAGCCACCACCAUAUAAAGCGCCAUCUCCAGCAGUCAGCGUACCUCUUGGACUAGAUGCUUCACAGAAUGAGGAGAUCACGGCUAUUUGGAUCCAGGUUGAAGACCGAGUGAGAAAGCUUGCGUACCAACAGGGGAAACACGUCAACCCUGCACUCGGAAUCAACGAUGUUCUUGCAAAUUUGAAUGCGGCCCAGCAGCCCGACAAACAAGAUUCAGAGACAUCGAAGAUCAUCAAACAAAGCUUUAGCAGGACCCUUGGACUGAUCAAGACCGUCGGAGGAAUUAUUACUGAUGGAGCGUCUCAGGUGUUUGCCCCGGCCGGACAAUGCUAUAAUGUCAUCAGUUUCGUGAUCAACGCCUUCGAGAAUUGUGAAAGCGUUUUCGAAGAUUUGGCCCAGCUUCUCGAUAAAUGCGCGGAUCACCUGGAUCGUCUCGGUCAUUAUAUGAAAGGUGGAAUGGAUACAAAAUUGACAAAGGUCGCCUACCAACAUCUGCAGCUAUUUGUGGCAAUCUGUGAGCGGACAUUGAAGCUACGAGACUCGCGAUGGGCAACGUUCAAGACAUUCAUGAAAAUAUCUUUUCUUGCCGAGAAUGACAUCCAAGACCUGUUGGGAAAGAUGGAAAGUCUGGUAGAUAAAGAGGGACGACUUGUGGCGGCACAGACAUUCAAUUUUGCAUCGGAGGCGGCGGCCAAUUCGAAAGCGAACUUGACCAUCAGCCACCAGAUGCACAGCAAGCUGGAUACAUUGAUCGAGGGCAGAGUUGAUCAGAAGGAAAGCCUGGAGGCAGAGAAGGACAAAAAGACACUUUUGAACUCUCUCGCCUUUGACCAGAAUCCUGAUAAUUGGGACAACACAAAACAGGAACCAAGGCCCUUUUGGCUGACCACAUAUAACAACUUUCGCAAGUUCGUUGUUCCAGGAACGGGUGAAUGGCUUUUAUCUAGUCCCACGUUCCAUUCGUGGGCAACGCAGCCAAAAACCCCGUCAAUACUAGGUAUCUUGGGUACAGAGGCCUCGGGCAAGAGUUAUUUGACCUCGAGUGUCAUUCGCUAUCUCCGACAACAUCACUUCUCGGAGCACUCCAACGCAAGGCACCUGGUCGCUUUUUACUUCCUGAAUAGACAAAAGACAGAGGAUAGAGUUGACACCAUUGCCAAAUCACUUGUGUGGCAAUUUGCAGAUAACGACGCAUCGUAUAUGCAGUCAGCAGCUCAUAUUUGCGAGAAGACCAGUGUUCUCGACCCAGAGGAGAUUCUACCCCGACUGCUACUUGAUAAUAAAACGCUGUCAAGGAUUGAUGCUAGAUUUUAUAUUGUCAUCGAUGGACUCAAAGAUACAGUGGACGAUGGUCUAAUUCGAUUUCUUCGAAAGGUGUCGGACAGUCAAAGCCAAGCCGUCCGUGUUUUUCUCACUGGUACGCCCUUAUCCUUUCAACAACUUGCAGGGAAAGGUAUCUCUUCUCGCACAAUCCCAAUAACAUCGAAGAACGCCGAUGACAUUAAGAAAUUGAUUGACUCUCGGAUGGAUAAAAUCGAGGCUCUUUCGGACAGCAAGCGGGUUGGAGUGGCUGAGCUGCGGAGGAAAAUACAAGACACCCUUUACAAGAAAGCAGCAGGUGACUAUUUCAAGAUAGAUUUGGCAUUGAACCAGAUCAGCACAUUGGACUAUGUGAAAGAUAUCGAUCGAGUUCUCGAGGGCGCAGGCAAAGAGCGAUCACAACAGAUCCGAGAAGAGAUACAGAAUUUGAACGAGACCAGGACGCCCAGGCAACUCGAAGAAAUAAAUGAGAUUGUUUUGUGGCUUACCUUUGCGGCAGAGCGUAUCCGAUCGGAGCAAAUGGCAGCUGUCUUGUACAUGAAAAGUCAUGAAGCGCCCCUGCGUUCUUUGGAGGCUAUGUUCAGGACAAAGUACUUACUGUUCAUGAUCGACCGUGAUGGAUAUGUCGAUUUCAAAUCAUCCAAGGCUUUGAGGGUCAUUCCAUUGAGAAGCCAACUGAAUGCAACCGCCGCGAAUAAUGACCAAGCAAUACAACCCGGAGAAAUUCAGAUCGUCCAACAUUUCCUCAAUACCGUCUGCCCUCCAGCAUUGUAUCAAAAGCUUGAGUUUGAGCAGUAUCUCAACCAAAAGCUGAGCCCCAGAAAAGAUCAGAUCCAACAAGAAGACAAGGAUACUGCCCACCUCAAGCUUGCAUUGAUUUGUUUGCGAGUCUUGACAGAAGGGGGGGAUGCAAUGCUUACAGUAUUGCAAGGAUAUGCACUCCGCUAUCUUGUACACCAUUUGUUGUCGGUUGAUCUGGCUUUGGUGGAUCGUGAAUGGAAAAGCAAAACUGGACCUAAUCUGGCGAAGCUGUUUACCGAUGAAAGGUCAAUCGAUAUUUUAAUGUGGUCUAACAGCGUCGGAUCUCUGGCGAGCCCCCGAGCACGCACAAUUUGGCUGGACGAAGAGUACAACGUCGAUGAGAUUCUGAGAUGGAUGAAGGACUCUGCAGUUAUCUCAGACAUUCAAAACCAAGCUGUCAGAGCCUGGGUUGCCGAUUUGGCAUCUGGCAGCCUCAACUCAACCGAAGUCUUGCUGAAACCCUCUGCGAUGAGAAUGGCAGUCCACUGUUUCAGGGAACCGUCAUCACAGACAGUGACCAUGGCUGCAUUCCAGUUUAUUCUUGCAUUUAUUCUUAGAAUUCAAUUAAAAAAAGACUACUUUGUGGCACAAGGCACAAUCACCAGACCCUCUCCUGAACAGAUCAGCCAAGUCGAAUCGUGGUCGCAAGCCGCACUUAAUAUAACCGAGAAGGAUGCACUUUGGGAGGUGCAGAUGGCUAUAAUCUUUGCGGAUACCGGUAGAAGGGGCGAAGCUGAAAGAAGAUGUCGCCAUGCCUUGCAGCUCGAUGGUCUCAAUUGGCGGGCCUCGCAUGUCCUGGGAAACACGGUAGCAUCGAAUGAAGAGGCAAUUAAUAUCAUGAUGGUCCUCGUUAAUCGCCUCCGAAAGGACUCGAGUUGGAUGGAGGAUCCUACCUAUCGGAAAGUCCUUGCCCAGAUGACCUUCGAUUUAGGAAAUAGAUACUGGGCGAUGGAUAAAUUUGAUGCUGCCACUCAAACAUUCUCCCAGUCGAUCCAAGAGGAUCCCACCAAUUAUAUGCGGACAUAUGAUAUUUUCUUGCUUUAUCAGUCCAACAAACGGUGGUCCAACAUUGCUGAGCUCAUAGGGCUGAUUGGAUCUAUUGAAAAAUGCCAUCUCUCAAUCAUGGCCAUUCGGCUGGCCGACCAGGUGCAAUUUCAUGAGAUCCUCCUGCAGACCGCCAUCAAAACCGAGAAAUUUAACGUUCUAAGCGAUGUGUACAAGAAUGCGAUUGAAUCCGCUUCAGGGGCCCAGGAGUAUACCGCCGUAUUCUUCAUUCGGCUGUAUUAUGCCUUGGCACUCUACCAGAUUCCCAAUCGCCGGGAAGAUAAAGUUAUUGGACUAUGGGAAACGGCUUUGAAAGAAGAUCUUCCCCGAUCCGAUCUGGAUAUGGACACUUGCCUUCACCUUGUGGUGGGCAAGCUAGGAGCUGCGUAUCUCCACAAUGCACGAGAAGCAAAAUCAGCCGGAGACCCUGAGGUAGCGAUGGAAUUCCUCGGGAAAAUAUCUGAUAUGCUUCCGGAAGAAGUACCCGCAUGGCAGUUGCUCUUACCACCACAGUUGUUUACUGCUAGAUAUCAUUACCUUGAAGGCGACGAAACCCAAGCCCGAUAUCAUGUUCGAAAUACUGUGCAGGUAGCUCUUGAAAUUCUCUCAGAUGAUGAUGAGGGUAAUGAUCUCGCGGCUUACUGGAGAUUUUUGGGAGCUUUCCUGCCUUUUGACGAUGACAAGAAUGUAUUGACCGCGCUCUCGAUGAUCACCAUCAACCAUCGCUUUCAGGAGAACGAGAAUAAGGAGCCCGAAUACUCGAUGUCUUUUGACUGUGACGGCCACUGCGGACAUGUCUGGAACCCCCCGAGCGAGAUGUGGCUAUGCAAAGAUUGUAUUGGUGUAACCUUGGAUCGUAAGUGUUACGAUAAGUUGCGAAACGGGUCUUUCCGCUACAAUAUUUGCGCCUCUCAACAUGAAUUUGUGUUUAUACCAAAGUGGGACGAGGAGAGAAUCAAGAACCUGCCUCGGGGAUAUGUGCCUUGGGGAGAGAAGAACAUUAGCCUUGGGGAUUGGCAGCGGGAAAUUAAGAAGAAGUAUGUUGAUAUCGAUGGCUAAAAAAUGCUUGUAGUAUAAUAGUGGGAUUUCUGUUUUAUAUUUUUGUUGUGUUUAAUCUUGCGGC